UUAACUGGAUCAAGAGGGAAAAAAGGCAAUAAGCAAAGUAAACUUGAAGCACAUUCAACAUGUAAACACCAUUUGACUUGCAUGACUAAAUGGGAACAACAUGUUAAAAGUAAGUCAUCGGGUAGCAUUCAUGAACAACUAUCUUCAAGCCAUAAAUUGAUUGUUGAAAAGAAUAGAAAAUAUAUAAAAACUCUUAUUGAAAUAACCUUAUUUUUGGGAAACCAAGGACUGGCUUUCAGAGGGCAUGAUGAAUCUAAACUUUCUUCAAAUAAAGGAAAUUUUAAAGAAACAUGUGAUUUACUGGCAAAAAAUUGCCCUGAAUUUGAAGAAAAGUAUAGCAACACUACUAAUUUCACCAGUCAUUUAAUUCAAGAUGAAUUGGUAAACUUAUCUGCAGCAAGCAUUCUGUCCAAAAUAACUGAGGAAAUAAAAUGUAAUAAAGUAUUUGGAAUUAUGAUUGAUGAAGCAAGAUGUUUUAAGGAAGAACAGAUGUCUGUAUGUGUCAGAUACACUGUUGGUCUAAAUGUUGUUGAACGUUUUCUGGGUUUUGUAGACGUUUCAGAAAAUCAAAAUGCUGAAUCAUUAUGUGCUAAAAUAUUUGAAUUCCUUACUGAGAACCAAUUGGAUAAAUAUCACAUUGUAGCACAAUCAUACGACGGUGCCAGUGUCAUGUCUGGCAAAUUUAAUGGCGUUCAAUCCAAA
Molecule: messenger RNA, 702 nt
Organism: Acyrthosiphon pisum (pea aphid)
Lineage: Eukaryota; Metazoa; Arthropoda; Insecta; Hemiptera; Aphididae
Product: zinc finger MYM-type protein 1-like
Exons: 3
Source: RefSeq, a predicted model, not a curated record